AUGGAGGUAGACAUCGGAGCUGGUGGAGGUGGAAUCGGAGCCGGUAGAGGUGGAAUCGGAGCUGGUGGAGGUGGAAUCAUAGCUGGAGGAGGUGGAAUCGGAGCUGGUGGAGGUGGAAUCGGAGAUGAUGGAGGUGGAAUCAUAGCUGGUGAAGGUGGAAUCGGAGCUGGUGGAGGUGGAAUCGGAGAUGAUGGAGGUAGAAUCGGAGCUGGUGGAGGUGGAAUCGGAGCUGGUGAAGGUGGAAUCGGAGCUGGUGAAGGUGGAAUCAUAGCUGGAGGAGGUGGAAUCGGAGCCGGUGGAGGUGGAAUCGGAGCUGGUGGAGGUGGAAUCGGAGAUGAUGGAGGUAGAAUCGGAGCUGGUGGAGGUGGAAUCGGAGCUGGUGAAGGUGGAAUCGGAGCUGGUGGAGGUGGAAUCGGAGAUGAUGGAGGUAGAAUCGGAGCUGGAGGAAGUAGAAUCAUAGCUGGUGGAGGUGGAAUCGGAGCCGGUAGAGGUGGAAUCGGAGCUGGUGGAGGUGGAAUCAUAGCUGGUGAAGGUGGAAUCGGAGCUGGUGGAGGUGGAAUCGGAGAUGAUGGAGGUAGAAUCGGAGCUGGUGGAGGUGGAAUCGGAGAUGAUGGAGGUAGAAUCGGAGCUGGAGGAAGUAGAAUCAUAGCUGGUGGAGGUGGAAUCGGAGCCGGUAGAGGUGGAAUCGGAGCUGGUGGAGGUGGAAUCAUAGCUGGUGGAGGUGGAAUCGGAGCUGGUGGAGGUGGAAUCGGAGCUGGUGAAGGUAGAAUCGCAGCUGGUGGAGGUGGAAUCGGAGCUGAUGGAGGUAGAAUCGGAGCUGGUGGAGGUGGAAUCGGAGCUGGUGAAGGUGGAAUCGGAGCUGGUGAAGGUGGAAUCACAGCUGGUGGAGGUGGAAUCGGAGCCGGUAGAGGUGGAAUCGGAGCUGGUGGAGGUGGAAUCGGAGCUGGUGAAGGUGGAAUCGGAGCUGGUGGAGGUGGAAUCGGAGCUGAUGGAGGUAGAAUCAUAGCUGGUGGAGGUGGAAUCGGAGCCGGUAGAGGUGCAAUCGGAGCUGGUGGAGGUGGAAUCGGAGCUGGUGAAGGUGGAAUCGGAGCUGGUGGAAGUGGAAUCGGAGAUGAUGGAGGUAGAAUCGGAGCUGGUGGAAGUAGAAUCAUAGCUGGUGGAGGUGGAAUCGGAGCCGGUAGAGGUGGAAUCGGAGCUGGUGGAGGUGGAAUCGGAGCUGGUGGAAUCGAAGCUGGUGAAGGUGGAAUCGAAGCUGGUGAAGGUGGAAUCGCAGCUGGUGAAGGUGGAAUCGAAGCUGGUGAAGGUGGAAUCGAACCUGGUGAAGGUGGAAUCGAAGCUGGUGAAGGUGGAAUCACAGCUGGUGAAGGUGGAAUCGAACCUGGUGAAGGUGGAAUCGAAGCUGGUGAAGGUGGAAUCACAGCUGGUGAAGGUGGAAUCGCAGCCGGUGAAGGUGGAAUCAUAGCUGGUGGAGGUGGAAUCGCAGCUGGUGGAGGUGGAAUCAUAGCUGGUGGAGGUGGAAUCGGAGCUGGUGGAGGUGGAAUCAUAGCUGGUGGAGGUGGAAUCGCAGCUAGUGGAGGUGGAAUCAUAGCUGGUGGAGGUGGAGUCAGAGCCGGUGGAGGUGGAAUCGGAGCUGGUGGAGGUGGAAUCAUAGCUGGUGGAGGUGGAAUCGGAGCCGGUGGAGGUGGAAUCAUAGCUGGUGGAGGUGGAAUCGCAGCUGGUGGAGGUGGAAUCAUAGCUGGUGGAGGUGGAAUCGGAGCUGGUGGAGAUCUUGCUCCUGAUCCAGUUCAUCCUUCAUUUUAUACUCCUGGCAACGUGCUGCUAGGACACAGGCCCCAGGCCCCAGGCCCCAGGCCCCAGGCGAUGGUUGAUGAUGUCCAACGAAAUACCACCCGAGGAAUCGAUCUAGGACGUCCGGUUGCUGCUGAACCAGAUCUUCCCAAGAAAAUUCUCUCUGGAAGUGUCACUUCUGCUGUUCAAGACGCGUUUAAUCAAAAUGAAAUGACCAAAACCAUAGUAGCAAGUUGCGCUCAAAUCGAUGGGAAGGAAACGAGUGAAGAAUGCCGGUGGAAAGAAGAAGAACUUGAGGAUCUGAACGACCCGAGAAUCGGUCAUUUUGACAAAGAUGGCAAAAUUCCUAUUCCAGUUGAUUCGAAUGGAAAUAUUUUGAAAGGUUUGGAGAAUCGUACGAUCUUCCAAGUGGGUCAGAGACCAGUGGGCAAAAACAAAAAGACUACAAACCAUAUACUGAGCUGGAACCAAAACCCGAAUUUAUGGAGGAAGGUGAAAACACUGGAGACGAGUAUGAUGAUGUGGCCAGUGAGCCAGCAGAAUCACUUCCAGUUGUUCCUGAUUUACCAAAAUUGGAUUAUUCGGAUUCUGGAGAGCAGGAUGAAGAUUUGA
This is a messenger RNA of Caenorhabditis briggsae, 2400 nucleotides long. Bases 1 to 2400 code for a protein of 799 amino acids. The record is from RefSeq and is a predicted model, not a curated record. Lineage: Eukaryota; Metazoa; Nematoda; Chromadorea; Rhabditida; Rhabditidae. The transcript is spliced from 7 exons.